Molecule: messenger RNA, 984 nt
Organism: Andrographis paniculata
Lineage: Eukaryota; Viridiplantae; Streptophyta; Magnoliopsida; Lamiales; Acanthaceae
Exons: 2
Coding region: 1-984 (327 amino acids)
Biological process (GO): proteolysis
Molecular function (GO): nucleic acid binding; zinc ion binding; aspartic-type endopeptidase activity
Source: RefSeq, a predicted model, not a curated record
AUGGAUGCGGUGUUACGUCAUAGUCCUCCGACUUUCAUGGGUCAAUCGGACCUGACUAUUUUUGGAGAAUGGUUGGAUCGUUUGGAGACUAUAUUUGAGGUGGUGAAAUGCCCGGAAGGAGAGAAGACGAUGAUAGCUGCAUAUUAUUUAGAAGGACUAGCCAAGAAGUGGUGGAAUAAUGAGAAGGCUUCCGGGAGAAAUUUGGUUAGAUUACCGUGGGAGGCAUUCAAGACGAUGAUAAGGGCGCGCUUUUAUCCUCCGCACAUUCAGAGAGCAAAAGAGGAUGAGUUUAAUGCCUUGGUGCAGGGCAAUAUGACGGUGGAAGAAUACUUCACGCGUUUUAAUGAAUUGGCUGCCUACGCUCCGGAUUUGGCAGCAAAUGAUCGGUGCAAACUGACAAGAUUUGUUGGUGGGCUGAAUAGAGACCUUCAGUGGUUCUUAGCCUGCUUCAGUGUGUCGAUCCUUCAAGAGGCAUACGAGAAAGCAGCUAACAUCUAUCGGGCAAAUCGAAUAGCGUAUGAUGAGCGGAGGGAUGGGGCCCGCAUGGCAGAUAGAGGAAAAGAGAAGGUGAGCGAGGGUUUGAAGAACUAUAAGCGAAGGAUCAAUCGGAGAGCCAUCACUUGCUAUUACUGCCAUGAGCCGGGACAUGUUAAGAGGUUUUGCCCCAAGUUAGUUGGAGCUCCGAAUGCAUUUGAGAGGACCCCGGUUCCACAACAACAAGGUCGUACACUGCCGUUGGCACCUCAGCGUGCAAGAGGAAGGGGAAGGAGUGGCCAGAAAUGUCACAUUAAUGUCAUGACGAGAGGGCAAGUUGUGGAGAACCAGGGAGAUGUCAUGACCGGUACGUUCUUGGUGAAUUAUUUACCUGUGGUUAUUCUCUUUGAUUCCGGUGCAUCCCUUUCUUUCAUAUCGAGUAGAUGUGCUAAGAGGUUAGAAUUAGAUUCUCGAGUAGAGGUUUCGGUGGAGAUUAGGCUUCCUUCAUGA